AUGCUGACCGCUGAUGCUGUUUCCACAAAUGGCACGGCUGAGAGUUCCACGAGCACCGUGUCAAAGAAGGGCUCCAAGAAAAACGCCAAGAAGGUGAACAGGAAAACCAGGAAACACAAGAAGAGCAGGAAGGAGAGCUACAGCAUCUAUAUCUAUAAAGUGCUGAAGCAGGUCCACCCGGACACGAGCAUUUCGUCCAAGGCGAUAAGUAUCCUCAACUCGUUCGUCAGCGACAUCUUCGAGCGCAUCGCGUCCGAGGCUUCCCGCCUGGUGCAUUACACCCGCCGCCAGACCAUCUCCUCCCGGGAGAUCCAGAGCGCCGUCCGCUUCCUGCUGCCCGGGGAACUGGCUAAACACGCCGUCUCGGAAGGAACAAAAACGGUCACCAAAUACUCGAGCUCCAAGUAG
Hypanus sabinus (Atlantic stingray) is the source of this 408-nucleotide messenger RNA. Its product is annotated as histone H2B-like. The record is from RefSeq and is a predicted model, not a curated record. Gene Ontology annotation, molecular function: structural constituent of chromatin; protein heterodimerization activity; DNA binding. Bases 1 to 408 code for a protein of 135 amino acids. Gene Ontology annotation, cellular component: nucleosome. The transcript has a single exon. Lineage: Eukaryota; Metazoa; Chordata; Chondrichthyes; Myliobatiformes; Dasyatidae.